Molecule: messenger RNA, 2805 nt
Organism: Saxophila tyrrhenica
Lineage: Eukaryota; Fungi; Ascomycota; Dothideomycetes; Mycosphaerellales; Extremaceae
Exons: 1
Coding region: 1-2805 (934 amino acids)
Biological process (GO): mannose trimming involved in glycoprotein ERAD pathway; carbohydrate metabolic process
Cellular component (GO): membrane; endoplasmic reticulum
Molecular function (GO): mannosyl-oligosaccharide 1,2-alpha-mannosidase activity; calcium ion binding
Source: RefSeq, a predicted model, not a curated record
AUGCCGGGCCGUACACGAAGGACCCGCGUGUUGGUCCUUGUGGUCUUCGCCCUUGUAGCGAUCGUCUUGUACACCAGAAACACCAAACCAGUCGACGACUACCGGCAGUACUUCAAGGACAAGGCCGGCGGCAUCGGAGGUGGUGCUGUGCUCCGUCCUAAGCCGGAAAAGAACCCAUAUACUCCUAAGGCUCCCGAGUCUGGACCUGAGACCGAGCAAGCACAAGCACCACAGCCUGCACCCGCACCCGAACCUCCUACCCCUCCUAAGCCUGAGACGACGACGACAUCCAGUACGACUGUUCAACAUGCGGCGAAGAGCUCCUCUGCUACGGAAGACCAUUCAGAACCCACGCCGCCUCCUCCAAAACCUGCGCAGCUGCCCGAAGAGGACUUGCCGUACGAGGUUGGCGAGGGUCGGGUAGAGAUCCCAGUGGUCAAAAACAACCCUCAGACCACAGCACUGCAUUGGUCGAAGAUGCCAGAGCACUUCCCAGUCUCUAGUACCAUACAACUUCCAACCGGCACCCCUGUCCCUAUCCCUCGCGUUCAACGCGCGGUCAAGAAGCUCGCGGAUGCUGGUGCGGACAAAGAGAGGCUGGCGGUUGUCAAAGGUGUUACCGAGCAUGCUUGGAAGGGCUACAAGGAGUUUGCGCUGGGCUUCGACGAGAUCAAGCCAGUCUCUGGCCGGGUGAACAAUCCGUUCAAUGCUUGGGGAGCAACAUUGGUGGACUCGUUGGAUACUCUCUGGAUCGCAGGCAUGGAGGAGGAAUUUGACGAGGCAGUGGCCAUUGUUGAAAAGAUCGACUUUACGACGAGCUUGAGACAGGACAUCCCCAUCUUUGAAACGACGAUCAGAUACCUCGGUGGGCUGAUUGCUGCGUACGAUGUCUCGGGAAAGAAUUACAUCACGUUGCUGGACAAAGCUGUGGAGCUAGGUGAAGUGCUCUUCAGCAUCUUCGAUACACCGAAUAGGAUGCCGCAGACUUAUUAUCGAUGGAAACCAGCAUUUGCGUCACAACCACACCGUGCGAGCAACAGAGUGGUAUUGGCUGAGAUCGGUACUUUGAGUCUGGAGUUUACCCGGCUGGCGCAGCUUACGAAAGAGCCCAAAUACUACGACGCAGUCGCACGGAUCACUGACGCUUUUGAGGAGUGGCAGAGCAGCACUCGCAUCCCGGGGAUGUGGCCCACGUCGUUCGAUGCCUCUGGCUGCAACAAGACCGCCACGCGCAUCAAGGAGGAGCAGAUGGUGCCUAUUGGAGACGAUGGAAAGUAUAUGACCACCACUGACCCCGUCAAGAACGACGGGAGCGCCAAGCUGGACAAAGAUCCAAAUGAUCUGAAGGCUGGCUUGCAAAAGAGUCUCGAUGAAAAUGUCGCUGCUCAUCAGCCAGGCGUUGGGAAGAUCCAGUCAUGGGCUGAUCCCGUCAAGGAGAAGUCGUCAAACGAAGAUCUGGGCUCGAGCAAGCGAAAGCGUGAUCUGGACGACAAUGCUGGCCUUUCGAAAGUUGUCUCGUUGGAGGGAAGGGAUGCCAACGAGCUGGAUGACUGCGUACCGCAAGGACUGGCAUCAACUUCAAAAGGUACUCAAGAGACCUACACGCUGAGCGGAGCAAGCGACAGCAUGUAUGAGUACUUGCCCAAAGAGUACCUCAUCCUUGGCGGUCUCGUAGAGCAAUAUCGCUCUAUAUACCUCGCCAGCGCCGAAACAGCCAUCGCGAAACUUCUUUACAAGCCAAUGACGAUCGACAAUCGCGACAUUCUCAUGAUUGGUGAGAUCAGAAGCAGCCCGAACUACUCCAAGCCGCUUGACAGUCGGGACUUCAUCGAGACUUUCAAGCCGGAGGCCGCACAUCUGGCUUGCUUUGCAGGCGGCAUGUUUGCCAUGGGUGGUGUCAUCUUCAACAAGCCGGAGCAUGUCGAGAUUGGCUCAAAGCUCACCGAUGGUUGCGUGUGGGCGUACAACGUGACUGCUACCGGCAUCAUGCCUGAAGGUGCAGAGCUGAUGCAGUGCGAGGAUACUUGGGGUGACUGUCCUUGGAACGAGACGGCUUACUGGGAUGUGCUUGAUCCGUAUUGGAAGACCAGGACCCAGAAGCCUACGAGGGUCGUCGACGAGACAAAGAGAGAGGACUCCGAGGCUGUCAAGGAUGAAGACUCUGACAAGCCUGACGACACCAUCGUCGGGCCUCAGAAGCCUCAGCCCAGUUUCAUCAAGCGGGGAGCAGAUGAUGGCCAGGCUUCGCCCAGCAUCGUGAAACGACAGCUCGUAGCGCCUGGCGCCGAAGAGCCAGACAUGCCUGCUGCUCCAUCAGUUCCGGAGCCACUGCCACCAGCGGAAAAGCCCAAGGUGCGUGGUGGCGCUGUUGCGGACUACACUGAAGAGCCGAUGACCCACGAAGCGUUUGUCAAGGCCAAGAUCGAGGAUGAGCGUCUCCCGCCUGGCUAUACCCGCAUCACGCAUCGCGGCUACAUCCUCCGGCCGGAAGCCAUUGAGUCGGUCUUCUACAUGUACCGCAUCACUGGGGACCAGCACUGGCGCGACGUGGGCUGGGACAUGUUCACGUCCAUCGACAGUCAUACUCGAGCGCUACAUGGCAACUCGGCAAUCGACGACAUCACGAAGGCGGCGCCCGAGAUGCUGGAUCAGGAGGAGAGUUUCUGGCUGGCUGAGACGCUGAAGUAUUUCUACUUGUUGUACGAUGAGCCGGAGAAGUGGAGUCUGGACGACUGGGUGCUGAACACUGAAGCGCAUUUGUUCAGACGACCAGAGGGCACGUUCUUGGAGGGCAAGUUUACGUGA